GGGACAGACUCACAGGAAAUCAGUGAGAAUGCAAAUACAAAGUGCGUGUGGGAGUGAGACACACAGAGGGAGAGGGAAAUGUCUGGCCUGAGCUGUAACAAAAGCCACAAGAUUGCAGGCAUGGAGCGGCAGGCUGCACAGGUCCGGGGAGGAUAAUUGAACUUAUAGGGAUCAGAGUGGGGAGCGGAGGACACAUCUGCUCCGGCCAGGAUCACCAUCACACACCUUGUCUGGAGAUCCACAAUGUUUUCCAUGAAACAAGCCAAGCCUACGUUCAGAUCGUACCUUCUGCCUCCACAGCAUGAAGAUAAACUCAGCCCAGAGACCAAGAUCAAGAAGCUGAAGCCGAUCCUGCUGCCAGGUGAAAUCGUUGUGAAUGAAGUGAACUUUGUCAGAAAGUGCAUUGCAUCAGAUACAAGUGUCUAUGAUCUGUGGGGAAAACUGGUGUGCACCAACUUCAAGCUUUCCUUCAUUACAGAUAACCCUGUGCCAUUUCAGAAAUUCCACUAUAAGAACCUGCUAUUGGGUGAACAUGAUGUUCCACUAACGUGUAUAGAGCAAAUUGUUGUAGUAAAUGACACAAAGAAAAAACAGAAGAUCCUUUCAUUUAACAAAAAGCUGAAAUUCAACCCAACAGAGUUAAUAAUUUAUUGCAAAGAUUUCCGCAUUCUUCGCUUUCGCUUUGACGAAUCUGGUCCUGAAAGUGCAAAAAAGGUAUGUCUUGCAUUAGCACAUUAUUCUCAGCCUACCGACCUCCAGCUUCUUUUUGCCUUCGAGUAUGUUGCAAAGAUGUAUCACAAUCCAGUAGAUAAAGCCAAUGGUGUUGAUCCAGGAGGUGGCACAGAUAACUGCUCAAAGACUCCACUAUUUGAAACCUUCUGUGACUGGGAUCGAGAGAUUAAGAGAACCCGAGCCACUGAUUGGAGAGUGUGUUCUGUAAACGAGGGCUACAUGAUCUCCAAAUGCCUUCCAGAAUACUUUGUUGUCCCUUCCUCUUUGGCAGAUACAGAUCUAAAGCAGUAUUCAUACUCAUUUUUUGGAAGACGCAUGCCACUGUGGUGCUGGAACCAUUCUAAUGGAAGUGCGCUUGUGAGGAUGGCGAGCAUUAAGGACCUGUUACAUCAACGCAAAAUAGACCAAAGGGUGUGUGGUGGAAUCACCCGUAGUCACCCACUGAGGAGUGAUGUUUACAAAUGUGACCUAGAUCAUGGCCUCCCAACCACCCAGGACAUUCAAGCUGCUUUCAACAAGCUCAAACAAUUGUGUGUUAACGAACCAUAUGAAGAAACAGAGGAGCGGUGGUAUUCAUCCCUGGAAAACACCCGAUGGCUGGAGUAUGUCAGAGUGUUUCUGAAGCAAGCAGCUGAGCUGGUGUAUGUCAUGGAUUCCAGGAGACUUUCUGUUGUCAUUCAAGAGGAGGAAGGUCGGGACCUCAGUUGCUUGGUGGCCUCUCUUGUCCAGCUGAUGUCGGACCCGUAUUUCCGGACCAUUGUUGGCUUUCAGAGUCUUAUACAGAAGGAGUGGGUCAUGGCUGGGUAUCCAUUCCUUGAUAGGAGCAAUCACUUGAAAAAAUCUGACAAGGAGUGUCCCCUAUUUGUGCUAUUCCUGGACUGCGUUUGGCAGCUACAAGAGCAAUACCCAGCAGCUUUCCAGUUUACAGAGACCUAUUUAACUGUGUUACAUGACAGCACAUGCAUCUCACUCUUUGGAACAUUUCUCUUCAACUGUCCACACCAGCGUGUCCAGCAGAGUACGGAAUUUGCGAUAGGCAAAAACAUUCAACUGGGGGAUGAAAAAGGCCUGAAGUUCCCCUCUGUAUGGAACUGGUCUCUGCAGUUUUCAGCAAAGGAUCGCUCUCUGUUCAAUAACCCCUUGUACAUUGGAAAGAGUGUCCCCAGUGUUCAGAAUGGAAAUUACAAGUUUUCUAAAAGGACAAAGAAAAACUACAGUUCUACGUUACGGGGGAUGCCAGUUUCCCUGAAGAAUGGUAUUCUUCCCCAACCAGAGAUCAUGCCACGUAGGAACUCCUUGAUCUUGAGGCUGAAGCCUGAACUUGUUCACCAUGUGCCAGAAAUCCAGAACAAUGGACUAGAACAUUAUAUUAGAGACUGGUUUUCUAAGCCAGUAGAUCUGCAUGGAGUUUUGUUACCGAAGUUAAAUGGGCCAGACCUAAGACUGUGGAAGCUCUGCUACCUUCGAUGGGUUCCUGAGGCUCAAAUUAACCAUGGUGGCUUCAUCACUGCUUUCCAUAAAAUUUCCCUACUGGCAGAUGAAAUUGAAAUGCUGCAGACAAGCCUCCGUCAGUACCGAUCCUACCCAUUGUCCCAGGCCACUUCCCCAGAAAGCGAACAAAGCAGAAUGUUUUUUCGAGCUGAUGACUUGCACAGUAGCUACGAAAGUUUGGACUUCCUCUCUUCCUCUUUCCCGUUCUCUCCAGUCGGGAAUUUGUGCCGCCGCAGUAUACUGGGGACUCCUUUAAGCAAGUUUUUAAAUGGUGCCAAAAUUUGGCUUUCCACAGAAACACUUGCCAAUGAGGACUGAGGAAUAUCCCACUGGUAGCUUAGGUAACCAAGUGCUGCAUUUUUUUUCCUUUAGCCAGACACUGAUGAAUUUUUUUUUUUUUUUGCACAUA
This is a messenger RNA of Nanorana parkeri, 2632 nucleotides long. It is a transcript of the gene MTMR10, whose product is annotated as myotubularin related protein 10. The coding region runs from base 244 to 2541 and encodes 765 amino acids. The record is from RefSeq and is a predicted model, not a curated record. The transcript is spliced from 16 exons. Lineage: Eukaryota; Metazoa; Chordata; Amphibia; Anura; Dicroglossidae.